AUGGUUGAAGAUCGGUCAUAUCUGUUAUCAAGAGUCUUCUCAGCUUCUCGUCCCUCAGAAACCAGGUGGGAUCAUCACAUGCAUCCACCACAAGAAGAUUCCUCCUCUGUUUCUAACCUCACAAACGGCAAAAGAGCUUUGGCUGAUGAUGAUGCAGAGCUCAAAGACGGUCUCAGACAACGCAAAUCUCUCAAACUAACCGAUGAUGAUUCACUUAUCAACGACAUCAUUGGCAGAGACAUUUCAAUAAGCUGUCUGAUUCGUUGCUCCAGGUCUGACUACGCUUCAAUCGCUUCCUUGAACCGGAGUUUCCGGUCCCUGGUUAAGUCCGGAACCAUUUACAGACUCAGGAGACAGAACCGGAUCAUUGAACACUGGGUUUACUUCUCUUGCCAGCUCCUGGAAUGGGUUGCGUUCGACCCCGUGGAAAGAAGAUGGAUGAAUCUGCCAAAGAUGCAUUCAGCAGAAGCGCCACCGCUCGUCGCGGUUGUGAACAAUGAGUUGUAUGCUGCGGAUCAUGCUGGUAUGGUGGUGAGGAAGUAUGAUAAAGUGAGUAAGAAAUGGUUUACGUUAGGGAGGUUGCCUGAGAGAGCUGGUUCGGUUAAUGGUUGGGGGUUAGCGUUUAGAGCUUGUGGUGAGAGGUUGAUUGUGAUUGGUGGACCUAGGAGCUCAGGUGGAGGGUUCAUUGAGCUGAACUGUUGGAUACCAAGUAGGGAUGGAAGCUCUCCUGUGUGGACAUUGCUUGAUAGGAAACAUUCUUCUAAUUUUGUUUACAAUUGCGCGGUGAUGGGUUGCUGACAAAGUUUUGCAAAUUGAAAAUCAAGAUUCUUGGCUGCUUGGGAGGUCUAAAGAUGCAUGCAGUCUUUUCUUAUUUAUUUUGUUAUACAAUUUAAUUCAGUUUCAAUACAUUGGUCUUGGUUGUAUUGUUAGGUUCUUGAGGGCAAGAAACAGAAACAAGUUUUACAGUAAGUUGGUGGAGAAAGUUCAGUCUUUCAGUUCUGUUAAAAGUUGUUGAAUUUGUGUUUCUGAAUACAAUCUUUUCGUUAUAUCUUGGAAUAUUUAUAUAUCAUUCGUUCUUUGCAAAAACAUGUAUUUAUGUUUUUCCUCUCAGAAAAGAGAAGACUAAUGACUUUUAAUCUCA
Eruca vesicaria subsp. sativa (arugula) is the source of this 1141-nucleotide messenger RNA. The record is from the annotation of a GenBank genome assembly. NCBI's taxonomy places the organism in Eukaryota, Viridiplantae, Streptophyta, Magnoliopsida, Brassicales, Brassicaceae.